CCAGAAUUAAGCUUGUUGCAAACUCCAGUCCUCAUAAUCCGACCUUCCUCCUCUAAUCUCACACCACCGCAAGCACACCAAGUCACCAUGGAACAAGCAGCUCUGCGGUCCUGGGACCUCGAAAACGCAACCACCCUAAUCGACCCCCACCGCGACACGCUCUACGCCUACUCGGAAGAAACGCACCGAACGCUCUCCGCGCAGCGCCCCUGGGCCAAAGACCCGCACUACUUCAAGACGGUCCGGAUCUCGGCCCUGGCGCUGCUCAAAAUGGUCAUGCACGCGCGAUCCGGCGGGUCACUCGAAGUCAUGGGCCUGAUGCAGGGGUACAUCCUGCCAGAGACCUUCGUGGUGACGGACGCCUACCGGCUGCCGGUGGAGGGCACAGAGACGCGGGUAAACGCCCAGGAGGAGGCCAACGAGUACAUGGUGUCGUACCUGCAGUCGUGUCGGGAUGCGGGUCGCAUGGAGAACGCCGUCGGGUGGUACCACAGUCACCCCGGGUACGGGUGUUGGUUGUCGGGCAUUGAUGUCACGACGCAGGAUAUGCAGCAGUUGGGGGGACCGUUUGUGGCGGUGGUGAUAGAUCCCGAGCGCACGAUCUCGGCCGGGAAGGUGGAUAUCGGGGCGUUUCGGACGUUUCCGAAGGAUUAUGUGCCGUCGAAGGGGGAGCAGCAGCAGUCGGGGGAGGAGGAGGAUUAUGGGGAGGAUGGGGCUGGUGGGGCUGGAGGAUAUCAGUCGGUGCCGUUGAGCAAGGCGGAGGAUUUCGGCGCCCAUGCUUCCCAUUACUACUCGCUCGAGGUGGAGAUCUUCAAGAGUACGCUGGAUGCCCAGCUGCUGGAUCUGCUGUGGAAUAAGUACUGGGUGGCUACCCUCAGCCAGAACCCGCUGUUCGCCUCCCAGGACUACGGGAGUAAGCAGAUCAUGGAUCUCAGUCAGAAGGUCCGGCGCGCCACGCGCGGCAUGGAGGGCAAUGUUUCUCGAGGCAAUGUGACGCAGGUCCGGGAUCCCCAGCUGGACCGUAUCGCUCGGGACGGACAGCGGAUUGCGUCAGAGGAGGUCAAAGGGCUGCUCGCCGCGGAGGUGAAGAGGAAGCUAUUUCAAAACAUCGGACAGGAAGAAGCGACAGAUGCAGCGCCGCAGCCCAGAUGAUCCAGACAAGCCUUUCGUUCAGUGAUGAGGUGGAAUGACUUAUGCCUGCUCUCGAUUUCUAGACAAAAUUGAACAAAAA
This is a messenger RNA of Aspergillus aculeatus ATCC 16872, 1231 nucleotides long. Its product is annotated as Mov34/MPN/PAD-1 family protein. Gene Ontology annotation, biological process: protein deneddylation. Lineage: Eukaryota; Fungi; Ascomycota; Eurotiomycetes; Eurotiales; Aspergillaceae. Gene Ontology annotation, cellular component: cytoplasm; COP9 signalosome. Gene Ontology annotation, molecular function: deNEDDylase activity; metallopeptidase activity; protein binding. The record is from RefSeq and is a predicted model, not a curated record. Bases 88 to 1152 code for a protein of 354 amino acids. The transcript is spliced from 2 exons.